Molecule: messenger RNA, 4830 nt
Organism: Thermothelomyces thermophilus ATCC 42464
Lineage: Eukaryota; Fungi; Ascomycota; Sordariomycetes; Sordariales; Chaetomiaceae
Exons: 4
Coding region: 1-4050 (1349 amino acids)
Molecular function (GO): GTP binding
Source: RefSeq, a predicted model, not a curated record
AUGCCUUCCCCAGCAAAGGUCAGCAGCGCAAUUCCGCGCCCGCUCUCGGAGGUGUCGCCGACCGAAAAGCGGCGGAAUUCGCCAAGCUGGAACCAGACCACCAAGAAAAUGACAUUUACCGACUCGUCUCCAUUUCAGUCGUCCCCCUUGGACGGCACCACCACGUCCCCGCGCAUGUUUUGGCAGAACCGCAGCUUCAACUCGGAGAACAGCUACAACAGUAGCACCGGCUCGCCAUCGCCCUGCCGACGGUCUUCUAUCGAGCGUCUGCAGAAGGCUUCCCGCGUCAAGAACAGCAACAUUCUCGCCCUCGAGCACAAGAACGAAUACGACCCGACCCGGGUGCCCCACGUCGAGCGCCCACUGGCUAAGGUCCAGAGAAAAGCAUUUGGCGGCACCGGCACCACCACCGGUCCCCGCCCGGAGAACCGUCCCUUUGGCCACCAGAGAAGCGAGAGCAAGACCGGCGUCACUGCGUCGAGCCCUUCUAAGGCCUCGCCCGGCCCCAUGAGCCAGCCGGUGCGCCCGACGACACCCAGCAAAGAUCAGCCCUCUCCGAUGAAGUCGUCGCUGUCGAGCCGCUUCAAGAGCAGCUUCGACCCGGAAACAGGCACCUGGACAGACACGUCGGGCGACGAGCGGACCCUCCCCGAGGGCAAGUCGCUUCACCGUCACCAGAAGAGUGUCACGUUUGACGCCGCUCCUCCCCAGGUCAACGAGUACGAGAUGGCCACUCCGGAUAUCUCCUCGAUUGGGAGCAACUCGAGAGAAGGCAGCUACGAUUCGGAGGAGGAAGAGGAUGACGACGACCACUACAUGUACCAUGGCGGCGUCGACCCGGAUGACAGCUUCGACGCCUCGCUUGAGGAUACCGACAAAACCCCCGUCAUGGGCCCGGACGAGUGGAGGCAGGACAGCCAUGAUGAUUCCUUUGAGCGGAGUAGUCCCAUGCCUGAGGAGCACCCUCACAUGCGGAACCCGCUUCAUCAUCAUCGCCGCACCAACUCAUCCAACUCGAACAGCGAGAGCCGCCCGUUGCCGCCUCUCCCGGGCAUGGGUUCGGCCGCUAGGAGCUUGCCUUCGCCUCCGCCCGCUUCUAGCGCUUCGCCCGAGUCCCAUAGCAUCGGAAACGGCAGGAUGCCGCUCGAAGAGCGCCUGAGGCUCAUGAUGCUGUCCGACGACGGAAAGACGGCGGCCGAGCAACAGCGGGAACGCCGGAUGAGGCGCGCCGGCGCUCGCGAGCGCGCAGGGAGCCAGACCCCGGAGCGCGAGAGCAGAAGCCCCAGCGCACAACCCCAUUCGGACUACGAAGAGGAAAACACGGUUGGCGAGCUGUCGGGUCUUGAAGAGUACCAGCUCCCUCCCCGCAUCUCCCGCGAGUCGAUCCUCCGCCGUGUGAACGGGAACAAGGCACUCGACCGCGAGCCCGAUUAUCAGUCUUCCUCCCCAGCGGGCGCUUCGGGCGCCGAGCAAGUCCUUCAGUACGAUCCCGACGUGCCCAUUCCAAGCACCGAGGACUCUAUGAUGGAUGAGCUCUCAGACGGGGGCAGCGUCAUCAUCAAGCGCGAUCCCGAGGGUAUGGACUCCGAAGUUGACUCGAUCGCCGAUUUGUACCAGCGCUCCGAGUCCCUGGAUGAUCAUGAUGAAAAUGAUCACGAACAGAGGCCGUAUGACGAUGACAGCGAGAGCCAGUACUCGAAUGAUGAAGAGCCGCAGAGCGGCGAGAAACAAGAGUCAUAUGAUAGUGACCACGUUCCUACCCCGCGGGGCACCACUCCCACGGAGGAACCUCCCACGGUCGCUCAAGAUCGGGAGGUCUGCUCUUCGCUUGAGCUUUCCCACCGCAAUAAGGAAAGUGACUUCUCCAAGGGCGUCGACUCCUGCGUGCUUGCCAAGCCCGAGGAACAACAACUCGCUGCAGAGCCCGAGAAAGCGAGCAUGGCCGAUGCUCAGGCCGAGGAGGAACGUCCUAUCACACCCGAGCAGCAACUGACCAGGUCGCUCACCAAGCCCGAGUAUGAUGGAUCGGGCUGGGGCGAGCCUGAGGAAGGGUCUGAUGAACCGGGCACUCCCGAAUCCGUCAUUCACCAUCCGGUUCCGAACAGCGAGGAUGAGGCCGCCCGACAGUCUCCUGCUAUUCCCGAACAGCUGGCCACCAUCAAGUCGGCAUCUGGCUCUAAGCUCAAGACCCGGCCGUCUGCCACCCCUUCGGACAUCGCAGCCAUGCGGGAGGCUCGCCGCCAGGUCAGCCGCGAGGUUCCGCCCAUUCCUGACCGACAUCGGAACCGCAUCUCGCGUGACAUGGAGCCCGAAGCUGGCGAGGCCACAGGCGAAGACUUCCUGGAGCGCCAUCCCAGUUUUAAGAAUCGCAGCUUGACGCUGGAUCUCGACCUCGGUCUCAGCCUUGACCAAGAUUUCGACCGGGUCAUAGAGGCUCAAAAGCGCGGAUACCUGAUGCGACAGAACACCAAGAUGGUCACGGCCAGCGACAAGGACACUGACGAUCGCGGUUACCGGUCAGCCGGUAACUCGCCCGUCAAAGCGGCUCGACCGCAAUCCUGGACCGUCGAGCCAUGGGGCAGCGGGCAACGGAAGCGCAGCUACCGGAAGCGGCACCCUGUGACCGGAGGUCCUGUUCCGCCGCUGCCCGGGCAGGAGAGCAACGCCGCUGCUCCUGGACAUGCUCACGAGGACGACAUGGCCAGUAUCGAGUUGGCCACCGAGGAGAGCGGCGAGAGAGGCCGGCUCUUUGUUAAAGUGAUGGGAGUCAAAGACCUUGAUCUGCCGCUACCCAAGAACGAGCGCACCUGGUUCAGCUUGACCCUCGACAACGGCGUCCACUGCGUGACAACAGCCUGGCUCGAGCUGGCGCGCAACGCGCCCAUCGGACAGGAGUUCGAGCUGGUCGUGCCCAACGACCUCGAGUUCCAGCUCACGCUCAACGUCAAGCUCGAAAAGCCCAAGCCGGCCCCGGUCAGCAAAAAGGCCCUGCCCUCCCCAACAAAGACAUCCAAGCCCAAGACGUCGGCCUUUAGCCGCGUCUUCGCUUCUCCCAAGAAGCGUCGCGAAAUGGAGCAACGCCAAAAGCAGCAGGAAGAGGAGGAGCGGCUCGCCGCCCAACGCGAGGCCCAGGCCCGGCAGAUGAUGCUCAAGGCCUCCCAGCAGCCCACCGCUUGGGAUCUUCUCAGCCCACUGGCGGCCGAGGACGGCAGCUUUGCGCGCGCCUAUGUUUGUCUCAAGGAGCACGAGUCGCGCUGCUUCGGCCGGCCGUACCAGGUCGAAGUCGCGGCUUUCAACGAGUGGGCGACCGAAGAUGCCACGUUUGCGUCGAGCGUCAAGAGCAAGCGGAACAACACCAACUCCAACAACCCGUCGGGCAACGGGCCGGUCCGACGCGCCCCCUACAAGAUCGGCAAGCUCGAGCUCCAGCUGCUCUUCGUGCCCCGGCCCAAGGGCGCUACGGACGACGACAUGCCCAAGAGCAUGAACGCGUGCAUCCGCGAGAUGAAGGCGGCAGAGGAACGGCUCUCUCGCGGCUGGGAGGGCCACCUCAGUCAGCAGGGGGGUGACUGCCCGUACUGGCGCCGUCGCUACUUCAAGCUGGUCGGCACUAAGCUCACGGCGUACCACGAGGCCACACGCCAGCCCCGUGCCACCAUCAACCUGGCCAACGCGAAGCGGCUGAUCGACGACCGGCGCACGCUCAUGGAGAAGGAGACGACGGGCAAGGGCGGGCGCCGGCGCCGCUCGGCGUUCGCCGAGGAGGAGGAGGGCUACAUGUUCGUCGAGGAGGGGUUCCGCAUCCGGUUCAACAAUGGCGAGGUGAUCGACUUCUAUGCCGACUCGACCGCCGACAAGGAAGGGUGGAUGAAGGUGCUGGGCGAGGUCAUCGGGCGAGACAGCUCGGCGGACGGCGAGGACGAGAACGGCGGCGGUGGCAGGGGCAUGAAGGGCAAGUGGUGCGAGCUCGUGCUGAAGAGGGAGGAAGCCCUGAAGAAGAGGGCCGAAGGACGGAGGGUGCAUUCGCGGACCAAGAGCAUGUACGUGUGAAAGAGCGAGGAGGAGAGAAGGCGGACGGGGAAGAGGGGUUACGGUCUUUUUUUUUUUUCUUUUUCAUUUCUUUUCUUUUUCCUCUGUCACGACGUUUGAUGAGGAGCUUGGGAGUUGGGGUUGGGAUGAUGUUGGAUGGAUAAUGAUGCGUUGAUGCUGAUGUUGUUGGUGCUGGAGGAACGGCCGGACAUGGUUAGUCAUGUGGAGUUUGUGUGUGUGUGUGGACGUAUGGGACAAGGGGCUAUGAAGGAGGAUGACGACGCUUUCGAGGGCGAAGACGGGACGGGCUGGGGGGAGAACGACGAGGUGCAGGCGGAAACGCGCGAUGGGCAUACCACCAGGCUCGGCUAGUCUCUGUUCUGCCGGCGUCCUCCUCCUCUCCUGCUUUUUUUUUUCCUUUUCCUUUUUCCUCCCCUCUUUCUUCUUUCCUUCUCUUUCACCUUUCCCACCGAAGGGGUGGUGUCAUCUUGGGGGCUUGCAACGGCCCUUUCCGAGCAUCUAUCUGUGUCGAGCAAGCGCACUCUGUUUUGUCUCGGCCGCCCGCUCUCUUCUUCUCUGGGUGUGCUGCGCGGUCUGAGUCGGGUUGUCAUUCGCUUUUUCGAUUCGUUCUCCGGGCUCUGGACUGCUCGACUCGGUUGGACAGAGGAGGACACGAUGAUGGUUCGAGCUGGCUUGAUAAUACAUACCCAAGGACAGACAAGUUGGGGGACUCUUUCGUUACGCUUCUCUUUUGUGUACGGAGCUUUUGCUGUAGCAGUCAGUGUAUGGAAUAUAUUUUGC